Messenger RNA from Drosophila bipectinata, 1504 nucleotides. It is a transcript of the gene BckdhA, whose product is annotated as Branched chain keto acid dehydrogenase E1 subunit alpha. The record is from RefSeq and is a predicted model, not a curated record. Gene Ontology annotation, biological process: branched-chain amino acid catabolic process. NCBI's taxonomy places the organism in Eukaryota, Metazoa, Arthropoda, Insecta, Diptera, Drosophilidae. Gene Ontology annotation, molecular function: oxidoreductase activity, acting on the aldehyde or oxo group of donors, disulfide as acceptor.
AUCAGCUGAAACACGCAGCUGAAUUUACAACAUCUUACCUGCAUUUACUAGCUUAGAAUAACAUUAUUAUAGCAUGUCGUUCCUACAGAAAACGAUCCCAAUGUUGGGCGCCCUGGGGAGGCAGCAUCAGCACCUCAGAACGGUUGUAGGAGCUUUGCCCACAUCAUCGCGACAAUAUAGUUCCGAUCCAGCGAACGACUACGCCAACUUCCCCGGAGCAAAAGCCCCUUUCGUUAGCCAGCUGAAGCUAAACCUACCAGAAGACUAUGCCCCGAUCCCCAUUUACCGGGUGAUGGAUCGGGACGGAUUCAUUGCGGACGAGACCCAGGAUCCCCAACUGAGUCGCGAGGUGGUUGAGAAAAUGUUCCGGGACAUGCUGCUGCUGAACACCAUGGACAAGAUCCUUUACGAAUCGCAACGUCAGGGCAGGAUCUCAUUCUACAUGACCAAUUUUGGAGAGGAAGCUUCACAUAUUGGCAGUGCUGCAGCCUUGGAAAUGCGGGAUCUCAUCUAUGGACAGUACAGAGAAGCUGGCGUGUUGGUGUGGCGUGGUUUCCGAAUCGACCAGUUCAUCGAUCAAUGCUACGGAAACGUUGACGACCUGGGUCGUGGCAAGCAGAUGCCCGUCCACUAUGGAUCCCGGGAGCUUAACUUUGUCACCAUCUCUAGCCCGCUAUCCACCCAAAUGCCCCAGGCCGUAGGAGCUGCCUAUGCAAUGAAAAUGAAGAAGGGUAAUGAUGCAUGUGUGGUCUGCUACUUUGGCGAAGGAGCUGCGUCCGAAGGAGACGCUCAUGCAGCCUUUAACUUUGCCGCUACCUUGGGUUGUCCAGUGAUCCUCUUCUGCCGAAAUAAUGGCUUCGCUAUUUCCACACCAUCUCACGAGCAAUAUAAAGGCGAUGGUAUCGCUGGGCGAGGUCCUAUGGGUUAUGGAAUUGCCACCAUAAGAGUGGAUGGAACCGAUGUGUUUGCCGUUUACAAUGCCAUGAAGUUGGCCCGUGAAUAUGUAUUGAAGGAGAACAAGCCUGUGGUUUUCGAGGCUCUGGCUUACCGUGUGGGUCACCACUCUACCUCAGAUGACAGCACAGCCUACCGAACUAGUGAGGAGAUUGAAGUAUGGAACUCUACGGACAAUCCCAUUUCUAAGCUGAAGCGCUACAUGGUGCACAAAGGCUGGUUCGAUGAGGCAGAGGAAACUGCAUUCAUUAAGGACGUCCGUAAGAAGGUUUUAAAGCAGAUCGCCGUAUCCGAGAAGAAGCUGAAGCCCAACUGGAGGGAGAUGUUCGAAGGUGUCUACGCCGAGAUGCCGGAGCACCUAAUAGAACAGCAAAAGGAGCUGGAGAAGCAUCUUGAGGCGCACAAAGAGCAUUACCCAUUGAAGGACUUUAAGCAGUAAUUCCAUCGUGGCCAAAGGAAGCUAGUAACUCAGAAAUCAAACCGAGAGACUCGAUCGAAAGUGCAUUUAUUAUGAUUAAGCAAAAGUCAAGCAGUUCUGUGUGGGUCCAAC